UUCGAUCCCGGCCCCCGCCUGUGUGGAGUUUGCAUGUUCUCCCCGUGCCUGCUUUGGUUUUCUCCAGGCUCUCUGGUUUCCUCCCACAUCCCAAAAACAUGCAACAUUAAUCGGACUCUCUAAAUUGCCCGUAGGUGAGAUUAUGAGCGCUAUUUGUCUGCAUGUGCCCUGCGAUUGCCUGCCUCCUGCCGGUUGACAGCUGGGGUUGGCUCUAGCACUCCCCGCGACCCUUGUGAGGAUAAGCGGCUAAAGAUGCAAUUAGCUAGUUAGCAUGGGCACUUUAGGGCGCCUCGUUGUUGGUCGUGAUUGCACGCACGUCACAGAAAGUAAGGAAUUUUAGGGGGAUUAUCAGCACGUGGACCGGGAUUUCGGGCGGUGUGGUUGCUUUAGAGUGCCUCGUUGUUGCAGUGUGCAAAAACGCCGCGACGACUGGGCGGGAUUCGUGUUCCAGUGUACUCUUUAAAACUGUGUGGUUCUUAACAACGGUCUUACCUAUGACGUGUCAAAUCUUGAUAUUUAGUUUUACUUAAUAGGCAUAUUUGGAUUAUCGGGUACGGUAGAUGUCCAGGUGGCAAAAGUGCUGAAAAAAAACCCACCCAAAAUUCCCGAGACAGGAGUGACGAGAGGGCUCGUGUUGAGACAGGCUUAUCGUUUCCUGGCAGACAUUUCCUCGGCGCGUAGUUAGUCGUGACCUCACGUCGAGGGAUCAUAUUUCGAGGCCACGUCGGUGACAAGUAUUAUUCAGUAGAACGAAAAAAAAAAAAGCAAGGUACGACUUUCCCCGAGCUGUGACCUUUGGACGUCGUAAAACACGUAAACGCGACACGGAGGCCAACCCGCAUGGAAGUAUUUUUGGUUUUUUUUUUUGUUUCUUUUCGUCAGAGUGAAGCGUACGAGGCAGCCGAGCGGAGCUGAACGCGGGUCAAAGGCGGGCAAAAAUAUGGGGAAAUGUUUAUUUUUGCUGGUUCUGGUGCUCUGCGUAAGUGGUACGCUCCAAAAGAAAGGUGAAAAGAAAUUAACCAAUCAAGAGCAGGCGAACAGUUCCGCGGUGGCGAUUCCGAGAACUUUCGUCGGACGACCGCUGCCGCAGACCCGCCUCUCCUCUCCGAACGGGACGGACCUUCCCGCCUUCUGGCCUGCCAGGCUGCGGUUGCUAAGCAACAGCACGGCGAGGUACCUGGACGGGCCGCUGAGCACCAAAAUCCUCCCGGCGGCCUACAUGCUGGUGGUGGCCGUGGGGGUCCCGGCCAACGUGGCCAUCCUGAGCGCGCUGGCCGCCAAAGUGCGCGCCGUGUCGUCGGCCGUCCUCUACAGCAGCCUGGCGGCCUCCGACCUCGUCCUGCUGGUCUCGCUCUUCUUCAAGGCCCACUACCAUCUCCACGGCAACCACUGGGUGCUGGGAGAAGCCGCCUGCCGGUUGGUGACGGCUUGUUUCUAUGGCAACCUCUACUGCUCGGCGCACACGCUGGCCUGCAUCAGCAUCCAGCGGUACUUGGCCGUGGCGCACCCCUUCACCUACAAGCGGCUGCCCAAGCGCCGCUACGCCGCCUGGACGGCGGCGGCCGUGUGGGGGGUGUUCGCCGCCGCCGUGGUCCCCCAGCUGCUGGUGCAGCAGAGCUUCCGGAUCCCGGAGCUGGGCCGCACCACCUGCCACGACGUGCUGCCGCUGGACUUGGGCUCGCACGUCUUCCUGCUCCGCUACAACCUCGUCCUGACCCUGGCGGGACUCCUGGGCCCGCUGGCGGUGACGGUUUUGUGCUACGGGCGGAUCAUGUGCGAGCUGCGCCGAUCGCACCUGGACUGGGCCGUCUACAUGAAGGCCGUUUCUCUGGUGUUCGCCAUCUUCCUGGUGUGCUUCACGCCCGCCGGGGUGGUGCACUUCCUCCAUUACGUGCAGCUUUUCGCGAACGGUACCGAGGGUUCCUACGCGGUCUUCAACGCGGCUGUGUGUCUGUGUUGCGUCCACGCCUGUUUGGACCCUUUCCUCUUCCUGCUCAUGUCCAAAUCUGCUGGAUCCAGGUUGUACUUCGUCACCUCUCAGCCAAAAAGGCUCAGCGUGUCCUGAGAAAUGUUGCACCUCCGUGCGGUUUGUUUUAUAACACACAUACCUCUUUGGUCAUCCUAUAAUCAUAUGAGGGUAUUAAAAAUAAUAAUAUUGUACCUGGAAAAUCCUGGCCUUUAGUGUCAGGGUCUCUCUAAUCGUGACUGGUACAAAUGCAGAGGCGGGCUCGGUCAUUUCACGGACCCCAAAAGUGGUGGUCCUGCACGUUCACAGCCGACUUCCGUCCUGCCCAAUCAAAGCGACCUCUGUCAUUCCCUUUAAAAGCGGCACAACAGAAGUGCACUGAGAUGUCUGUAUAUGCGGCGAUCUUGAUUUGCGGGUACCCUCGUCAUACGCAGAAUGAGCUGGCAUCAUAAAGUUUGUUUCAGUAUGGAUUUUUGAUCGAGUUACAUUUUUUUGGGGGGUUUCUUGAUUCCCCACGAAAGUCCCUUGGUGUUCACGAGUGUUUGCCCUUUUGAUUCAUAUUUGAAACCAUACAGUGUGAUUCUUUGUCAGUGUGUACAGUAUGAGCAGGACACUCAUGCCAAUACAUCAAAAGAACGCUGAAAUAUAUAAUUUCCGGCCUACAAGCCGCGACUUUUUUCACACGCUUUCCGGCGGUUUAUGCGGCGCUGGCGUUAGCGCACCUGGUUAUAAGCCUCCAUACGCAGAAAGAGUUUAACACUAGUGCCGCACUGACACUAGCACUGCGCUGACGCUAGCCCCACGCUAACGCUAGCGCCGCGCUGACGCUAGCCCCGCGCUAACGCUAGCGUACCGAGGCUUAUAACCAUGUGCGCUCUGUAGCCCGGAAAUUACGGUAACCGUAAAUAUAUAAACUUUUCUGUUUACAUUUUCUUUCACCUAUGUUGAAAUUUGCUAGGAAAAUUCUUGUGAAAUAUUAGCAGUGUUUUAUUCUCGCGUGUUAAUGGAGCUAAUGUACGCCUAUAAGACAGAAAGCCAUUUUACAGUAUUUGCUAUCUCCUCUGCUCUCUCAUGGAAGAGGAAUUUCCUGGACUUCCUGUGAGAGGAAGCAGCGAGACACGCCUGCAAUUGUGAAAAACCCAAAGCGGCAGGACUGCGGAUAAAAUUCACUCACGCGCUUCCACUUGUGUAACUUGGCUCUGUUUGAAUAAAGUCCGGUUUUUAA
Molecule: messenger RNA, 3191 nt
Organism: Syngnathoides biaculeatus (alligator pipefish)
Lineage: Eukaryota; Metazoa; Chordata; Actinopteri; Syngnathiformes; Syngnathidae
Product: proteinase-activated receptor 3
Exons: 2
Coding region: 941-2065 (374 amino acids)
Biological process (GO): blood coagulation; thrombin-activated receptor signaling pathway; positive regulation of Rho protein signal transduction
Cellular component (GO): membrane
Molecular function (GO): thrombin-activated receptor activity
Source: RefSeq, a predicted model, not a curated record